Molecule: messenger RNA, 1649 nt
Organism: Gracilinanus agilis (Agile Gracile Mouse Opossum)
Lineage: Eukaryota; Metazoa; Chordata; Mammalia; Didelphimorphia; Didelphidae
Gene: MED8
Product: mediator complex subunit 8
Exons: 7
Coding region: 29-838 (269 amino acids)
Biological process (GO): regulation of transcription by RNA polymerase II
Cellular component (GO): core mediator complex; mediator complex
Molecular function (GO): RNA polymerase II cis-regulatory region sequence-specific DNA binding; transcription coregulator activity
Source: RefSeq, a predicted model, not a curated record
CGGAGCAGAGGCUGCGCUCGCUGUCGAGAUGCAGAGGGAAGAGAAGCAGCUGGAAGCAUCGGUGGAUGCACUUCUGAGUCAAGUGGCAGAUCUGAAAAGCUCCUUGGGAAGUUUUAUUUGCAAACUGGAGAACGAGUAUGACCGGCUCACCUGGCCCUCGGUCUUGGACAGCUUUGCUCUACUCUCUGGACAGCUGAAUACCCUCAACAAGGUCCUCAAGCAUGAGAAGACCCCAUUGCUUCGAAAUCAGGUCAUCAUUCCUUUGGUACUAUCCCCGGAUCGUGAUGAGGAGCUCACGCGACAGACAGAAGGACGAGUUCCUGUCUUCAGUCAUGAAGUGGUUCCUGAUCACCUGAGAACCAAACCAGACCCAGAGGUAGAGGAGCAGGAGAAGCAACUGACCGCAGAUGCUGCUCGAAUUGGCACUGAUGCGGCCCAGAAGCAAAUUCAGACCUUGAAUAAAAUGUGCUCCAACCUACUGGAGAAAAUCAGCAAAGAGGAGCGGGAAUCAGAAAGUGGAGGUCUCCGUCAGAACAAGCAGACCUUUAACCCCACAGACACCAAUGCCCUGGUGGCCGCAGUUGCCUUUGGCAAGGGUCUAUCCAACUGGAGGCCUCCAGGCAGCAGUGGUCCUGGCCAACCAGGCCAACCUGGGGCAGGGGCCCUCCUGGCUGGAACAUCGGGCAUGCAGCAGGUUCAGAUGACAGGGGCACCCAGUCAGCAACAGAGCACUCUGCUCAGCGGGGUUCAGAUGGCGCAAGCUGGCCAGCCAGGUAAGAUGCCAAGUGGCAUAAAAACCAACAUCAAGUCAGCUUCGAUGCACCCCUACCAACGGUAAGCUGCCCACCGACCCAUAGACACUGCCCCUCUGCCUCCCUAGCAACUUGGACUGCUCUCUCUUCUGAAUGUCUAUACCUGCUCCAGUGACCUGGGCCUGCUUCUGAAAGGAUGGGUAGAGCCCCUCACAGGCACACCCCAUCUCAGAGCCUAGACCUCUUUCCAGGGCCUUCCCUCUCCUUCAGUUCAGCCAAGACUCCUGGCUUCUCAGGCCUCAUUCUGACUCUAGGAGUAUCUUCAUAGCCUGUCCAGCCAAGAAGAUACCCUUGGCCCCGCAAACCAGUCUUGGCAAACCUCAAAGCCUGUCUAGUCUCUGGCCUUUGGGGCCUUCCUUGGACAGAGACGGUUGUAGCUGCUAUUGGACCAUCUCAAUCUGGGAGCUGUUGGAACAGGCCAGUGCUAUCCCAUCUUUGAAUGGAGAAAAGCUCCCUUUCUCAUUCUCUGUCUGAAAAAGCAAGCUCUCAGGAAAGGGGCAGCAGUGAGGCCUUUGGCAAUAGUACCACCUGCAACCUGGAGUCUGGUGUUGGACCUGUGGCUUGUAGCCCAGAGUGGGCAAAGGCUCAGGGAUCUUACCCUACUUCUACCUACUUGCUCUUGGACAAUAACCCAGGAAGGCAUAGGAGUGUUGCCAUACCAGUUGACUGGCUUCCUUCAGGCCAUGCUGGUCCCAAUCCAAGAGAAGGCCAUAUAGUUCUAGCUGUCCACUCUCUAGGUCUUCCUUUAGCCUUCUCCAAACCCCCCUUGGGUAGGCAGCUGGCCCCAGGUACCACAGGAAUCCCUCAUGGGUCCCUCAUGCACCCUCAGAAUAAAAA